AAAAAAAAAAAAAAAAAAUCUCAACUUGUGUGUCUGUGUGUAGACCGAGACUCCAAUCCUCAGAAACCCCAAAACCAAACACUCAAAGCACAAAAAUCCAAAUCUCAUCCUCCUUCUUCUUCUUGCAUUCCUUAGAUUGUUUACUUCAAUGGACGUUUGAUUUGUUCUGUAGUAACUGCGUUUCAGUGUGUUUUACUAUGGAUUCCGAAAGUAGCAUGGUGGCUGUUGGGACUAUUGACACUGCUCUUGUAAAUGGUGGUUUAACCAUGGAGAAUGUUUGUAUUGAAGGAAAUGGUGUUGCUUCUGGUGAAACUUUGGAUACCAAUUCAGAAAGUCAGAAUGAGAAUUCUGGAGACAGUUGUGGUUUGGAUACAGUUGAAAACCCGAAAGAGGCAGCUCAGGGCACACAAGUUGAAAGUGUUAAUGGCCAAAAGGCUCAACGGAAGCAAAAGCAGGAGAAACUCUCAGGUGGUAAGAAUGGUCCACCGGUUCAUGUCAAGAAGAAGAAAGAGAUUAAAGGUGGAGAUGCUAAAGUGGUAUCAUCAUCAAAUGGCUCUGUUAAUGCUCAAACAACAAAGUCUCUGAAGAGCACAUCAUUCAAUGGUAGAGCCGCUAAGGUCUCCGAGCAUGGAAAGCAAGACCCUGUACCAGCUGAAAGCACCGCCGGGGACAAGGUCAAGGUGAAACCAAAGCCUCAGAAGAAACAAGUCCAGGAGACAUCUGAAGAUGAUGCUCAGUCUUCUAAUAGCCCGAAAGCAGACGAUGGCAAACCUCGUAAAGUUGGUGCACUUCCGAACUAUGGGUUCAGUUUCAAAUGUGACCAACGGGCUGAAAAGAGAAGAGAGUUCUAUGUUAAGCUUGAGGAGAAGACUCAUGCGAAAGAAGAGGAGAUUAAUAACAUGCAAGCCAAGUCCAAGGAAACACAAGAAGCUGAGCUUAGGAAGCUAAGAAAGAGCUUGAACUUCAAAGCCACACCUAUGCCUAGCUUCUCUCAGCCGCCUAAAACAGAGUUAAAGAAGAUACCACCAACAAGACCCAAAUCUCCAAAACUUGGGAGAAAGAAGACUGACUCUGAAGAAACUCAGACCCCACGUGUCGCUAGGCUGAGCCUAGAUGAGAAAGCCUCUACUGCCAAGGGGAAUGUGGCAACAGUUGAUCUCAAGAAGCAACCCUUGCGCAAGUCAGUUCCAAGAUUGCCAUCUCAGAAAACAGUUCUCCCUGAUGGAAAACUCGCUGCAGCAAAGUUGAAACCUGAAAGAAAGAAAGUUGAAAAAGAUGGAGAAGCCCUGAAAGAGUCUUCAAAUCCCUUAGAUGAGGAAGCACAAGGGAAUGUAUCAUCGUCCAAUGCAGAAGAUUCACAUGAGAUUGUGUCUUCACGGAGGGAUGAAGACAGAGGUGAGUCCAUUGAGGUAUCUGAAGUGGUUGUUGUUGAGCAUUAAGACUCAUAGCUUGCAAUUAAUUAAGGAGGACAAGAGGAAAAAGAAACCGUAUGAUAUUUUAUUUUAUAUGUAUCUUCAACCAAAACUUAUGUGAGAAGAAAUGGGUAAAAGAGUGAAAAGAGUCAUAUGGGUUUGGUUCUAAAUGUUGCUGCCUUUUGAUAUUUCUAUGUUUGAUGGUAAUGUUUUUAAUCUUUCAAGUUGUGUUUUUUUUUAUGUCUAAGCACUUUUCUUUUUGAUGCUUUGAUUCUUAAAAGGUGAAUAUUCAGGAGAU
Eruca vesicaria subsp. sativa (arugula) is the source of this 1710-nucleotide messenger RNA. NCBI's taxonomy places the organism in Eukaryota, Viridiplantae, Streptophyta, Magnoliopsida, Brassicales, Brassicaceae. The record is from the annotation of a GenBank genome assembly.